This is a messenger RNA of Sycon ciliatum, 4392 nucleotides long. Its product is annotated as WASH complex subunit 5-like. NCBI's taxonomy places the organism in Eukaryota, Metazoa, Porifera, Calcarea, Leucosolenida, Sycettidae. Gene Ontology annotation, cellular component: endosome; WASH complex. Gene Ontology annotation, biological process: endosome organization; endosome fission; regulation of actin nucleation. The coding region runs from base 156 to 3659 and encodes 1167 amino acids. The record is from RefSeq and is a predicted model, not a curated record. The transcript is spliced from 34 exons.
ACCAGAGACGUCGCAGAUUCUGGCAAGCGACUGUUGCUGAAUCAGGACAAUUUCACAUAUCGAAAUCCUGUUUCUUGCUGAAUUGUCUUCCUCUGUUUCCUUGUUCCAUGAUGGUUUCUUGAAGUGGAUAGGAGUGUCGCACUUAGUCUUAUAGAAUGGAGUUCUUGGCUGAGGACAAUACGUGUGGCCAGACGCUUUUGCGUCUGGUCAGUCGAGGCAAUGCCAUCAUCGCUGAGCUGCUUCGCCUCUCCGAUUUCAUACCACCAGUUUUCAGAAUGGAAACGAGAGAGGAACAAGAGAAAUAUCAGUAUAUUCUUCCUGACUUUGCCUACUUUCGUGGUGCUGAAUUCUACGACCACAAGAUUGACACUAGCCCUAUGCUGCAAGAUCUUGAUGAGGAAUUCCGAGAAAAUCACAUGGAGAUCCUGACUCGCUUCUAUUUGGCUUUUGAGAGUAUUUACAAAUAUGUCUCUGACCUCAACAGAUUUUUGGAGGAUCUAGAAGAAGGUGUGUACAUUCAGCACACCCUGGAAAUGGUGCUCUUCAAUGGCGAUGGCAAGCAGCUGAUGUCUGAGAGCCUGUAUCUUUACGGAGUCAUGCUGCUUAUCCUGGACAUGAAGAUCGAAGGACCAAUUCGUGAGCGAAUGCUUGUUGCUUACAACCGAUACAAUGCGGCCCAAACUGUGGACUCCAGUAUGGACGAUGUGUGCAAGUUGCUGAGAAGUACAGGCUUUGUAAACGGAGCGCCACCCAAGAAGCCGCCCAAGUAUCCAGAGGACUAUUUCUCUCGUAUUCCCAUCAACCAGGAGUUCAUUGAGAUGGUGAUAGGACGGUUGCGAUCGGAUGAUAUCUACAACCAGAUUACCAACUACCCAUCACCAGAACAUCGCAGCACGGCACUGUCCACACAGGCAUCCAUGCUUUACAUCAUUCUCUACUUUUCACCACACAUGCUGAACACGCAGCAAGCCAAGAUGAGAGAAAUUGUAGACAAGCAUUUCCCCGACAACUGGGUGAUCAGUGUCUACAUGGGUAUCACGGUGAAUCUCAUCGAUGCCUGGGCACCGUACCGUGCUGCUUCCACUGGCCUGAACAACACUCUGGAACAGGGAAACAUUGUUGAACAGGCAUCUCGUCACAUUAUUCGAGUAGGACAAUUGAACAAGGCGGUUGACAAGUAUCUACAAGAAGGUGUUCUCAUUGAAGACUUUGUUCUGGAUCACAUUCCCAAGCUGAUGAACUGCUUACGGGAAUGCAAUGUUGUCAUUCGAUGGCUGAUGAUGCACACUAGUGAAGCUUCGCUUGUGGAGGGCACCAAGCGUGCCAAGAUGAUCUAUGACAUAGUAGUUGGACAGCAGUAUCAUGUGAAUGCUCUGUUCAACCUGCUGCUCAACACUGCUCAGCUUGAGUUCCGCUUGAAGGAGAUGUUCAAGAUGAUGUUGGGCAGCAAGAAGGACAAGUGGGAAGGCUACAAGAAGGAGGGUUCGGAGCGAAUGGCUGAACUGGCCGAAGUCUUUUCUGGUAGCAAGCCUCUAACACGUGUUGAGAAGAAUGACAACCUGCAAGCCUGGUUCAAUGAGAUGGCAUCUCAGAUCACAUCAUUGAGCUAUGAUGAUUCAACCACUGCUGGUCGAAAGAUUGUGCAGUUGACGCAGGCAUUGGAAGAGGUGCAAGAGUUUCAUCAGCUUGAAACCAACAUGCAGGUGCGGCAGUUUCUGCUGGAGACACGCAAGUUUCUGCAUCAGAUGAUUCGCACGAUCAACAUCAAAGAGGAGGUUCUCAUCCAGAUGCAGAUCAUUGGUGAUCUGUCAUACGCCUGGCAGAUCAUUGACAACUACACAGUGUUCAUGCAAGAGGCAAUCAAGCAAGAUCCCAGUGUGGUCACAAAGCUCCGUGCCACCUUCCUCAAGCUGUCUUCCGCACUGGAUGCCCCACUUGUGCGUAUUAGCGAGUGUGGUAGUAAAGACUUGGUCUCCGUCUCCCAGUACUACUCUGGUGAACUGGUCGCCUACGUGCGGCGGGUGCUGCAAAUCAUUCCGCAGUCUAUGUUUGGUGUUCUGGAGAAGAUCAUCACUAUGCAGACACGUAGUAUUCAGGAGGUGCCAACUCGGCUGGAAAAAGACAAACUGAAGGAGUAUGCUCAGCUUGAUGAGCGUUACCAGGUUGCCCAACUGACGCACAGCAUAUCCGUGUUCACAGAAGGUAUUCUCAUGAUGAAGACAACACUUGUUGGCAUCAUCAAGGUUGAUCCUCACCAACUGCUGGAAGACGGCAUUCGUAAGGAGUUGGUCAACAAAGUAGCAGCCGGUCUGCAUCAGUUCCUGGUCUUCAACCCCAAAGCUAAGGCACCGGAGUUGCUCCCCCGCUUGGACGGUCUGAGUGCCCACAUGGAGGGCUUCCGCAAGUCCUUUGAGUACAUCCAGGACUACGUCAACAUCUAUGGGCUCAAGAUCUGGCAAGAGGAGGUCUCUCGCAUCAUCAACUACAAUGUGGAGCAGGAAUGCAACAGUUUCCUGCGUACAAAGGUCUAUGACUUUCAGUCUGUGUACCAAAGCAAGACGAUCCCCAUUCCUCGUUUCCGACCAGUUGAUGCCUCCGUCAACUUCAUGGGACGCUUGGCGAGAGAGAUGCUGCGAAUGACAGAUCCCAAGGUGACAUAUUUUGUCAACCAGAUGAACACAUGGUACAACAACCGCUCAUACGAUGAGGUGAUUGAUUCCAAAGUGUUCGCCAAGCUCCAGAAUGCUGUAGGAACGUUUGGCUUGUCAGGUCUGGAUCGUCUCUUCUGUUUCAUGAUGGUCAAGGAACUGCAGUCGUUUGUGCGCAUGCUGAAAAGCAUGACGGCGGAUGUUCCGACCAAGAACAUGUUCAAUGCCGUGCUCAAGAACCUCUUCCCACUCAAGGCUGAACCUGUCAACCCUGGAAAGCUCUACCAACAAGCCAUUCAGAAAUCCGCACGCCUGUGGCCGCCUGUCCUGGAAGUUGUGUUGAAUAUUGGACAGCGACAGCUGCUGCGACGACAGAUUGCCAAUGAGCUACGGUCAUCAUGCCGCUUCGACUCCAAGUUCUUAGCAUCGUGUCUGGCCACCUUCAACCAGUCAAUCUUGACUGAUAUCCAGGCUCAUUACGCUGACCCGUCUUUGCCCUACCCGGGUGAAGACAAUCCUCUUCUGUCAGAGCUCACAUCUUACUUGGAGACGUCCGGUAUUCACAAUCCUCUCACCAAGAUCUACAUCACACCGAGCAAGUCAGAAGGCCUGUCUCUAAUACUGUUCAUCUUCACGCUGUCUCUGCUGCCUAAGCUGCAGUAUCUUCGCAGCCUCGGUGGCUUUGUUGCCAAGAAGGGUGUCGAGCCGUUUGAUGGUAUUGCUUUCGUGGUGGGACUGGUGACGAUCCUGCACCAAUUCCACACGGAUGCUACAGAAGUCUAUCUGGCCUUCUGUGCCCAGUACAUCCGCAGUAUGGUUGAUGCCGCUGCCUCGUCAAAGGACAAGUCACCUGACCUGCCUGCAGAUUGCAUUGCUCUUCUGGUGUUUUUGGAGGAGUUUGUGUGCUACGGCGAGCACUCACAACAGAUCUUGGAAGGAAAGGUACCACCGUACAUUCUGGAUGAGUUCCGCCACAACGUACCCAGAGGUACCUUACCUGCGGCUAAGUAAGAAGCGCUAUCAGUGAACAUACCCAGAGGCACAGCACAUUGCUUGCAUCCAAGUAAGCAGUGCUUCCAGCAGCUAUCAGUGGCCUCAUUUGCUGUGCACUUCACUUGCUAAUUUUCUUGAUCAUCAUUUUCAAAUUUCCAAAUUCAUUAUCAAUAUUAUUGGCUGCACUCUUUGUAUCAUAUAGUUUUGGAGGUAUAUUGAGAGAAGAAAGUCACAAAAUUGCUUGCCUCGGCAGCAUCCAUCAGUCUCAUUUUCAGAUACGAAAAAUUAUGCCCCAUCACAACACAUUCGUCAUGUUAAUUAUUUAGCUGCUCUCUGCUGGCGCAGGCACCGGUCCUUGCUUUUGACAAUCGCUUUUUUCUUUUUGUUUGUGAAUGUGAAUCUUGCAAUAUUCUUGUGUUACUGAAUCUGUAUUGACAGCGGAAUGGUGCGAAGGCUUUGAUGUGGUAUUUUGUUAGCUUUGUGAAGUUUAAAAUCUUGUAGGACGCUUUGUGAAGUUUGUAUAUAUUAUAUACUUCAGUAUUCCAUGGUUUCCGCGCAAUACUCCCGCUGCAUACAAACACACUAUAAUCCAUUGUACUUUUCACGUUAAAAGUGGAUGGAUCCUUUUUACUUAUACGAAUAUUCUCCAUGGUAGCCAUCUGUCAAAGCCAUUAGGUUAUUUGUUAUUUUAGACCUCCCUGACACUGACUGACAAACAACUACGGUGUUGGCUACAUCUUCGCCAAAUUUA